AUGAAAGUACUUAUAAUCUACUUCCAGCAGAUCCUGGUAUUUCUACGGAAUGUGAUCAAGGAAAGAUGUCCUCGGUGUGUGGUGGUCGCUGUGGCCAUUACGGCUAUAUAUUUCCUUCACUGUUUAAUGGAAGGAUACAUCAGUCACACAGUUCCUCAUUUUUUGAUCAUAUUUUUCCUAGCUGUAUUAACGGAAAGAUUCAUCAGACACAGAACUCUCCGUUCUUUGAUCAUAUUUUUCCUAGCUGUAUUACCGAUCAAAAUGGGAAGUACACAUACCACCGUACUGGAAAUUUUGUCUAGAUGGGCUUACAGCAGGACAGAUGAGUUCAUGAGAACAUUUUGGCUAAUUCAUGAAAACUCGGGUAUCAGUGGCCUUAUUACCUUCGUUGGAAUUUUGAAGUGGCUCAACGACAUCUACCUUGUAAGUAUCAUGACAGUUGACUCGUCACUUACCAAGCAUUACUGUCUCUAGGCAAUUGGUCAAAUUAAAGAAAAAUGUAGUUCAGUCUGCAAGGUCAA
This is a messenger RNA of Cryptotermes secundus, 521 nucleotides long. RefSeq lists its product as uncharacterized. The transcript is spliced from 8 exons. The record is from RefSeq and is a predicted model, not a curated record. The coding region runs from base 1 to 474 and encodes 157 amino acids. Lineage: Eukaryota; Metazoa; Arthropoda; Insecta; Blattodea; Kalotermitidae.